AUCUCCUUCAAGUUGGCGACUCAUCCCUUCCCCUUCAACCGUAUCCGAUAAUAUCCUCAUGAAAAUGGCGUCCGCCACGUCUUCGGUGUUUGAUGCGAUGGGCGUGCAGAAUUUAACCGAUAUUUCCGAUAUACAAGAGGCUUUUGAACAACUCUGCGUGGAGGAGCAAGCAAUCACGGAUGAUAUUGAUGGAUUGUUGGAAAAACAGACCAACCUAGAGGCUAAGAUGAACACCUUACAGCGACAAGGUCAAAACCUGCAGCUUGUUCACACUGAUGCUAGGCAGCUUGGAAGCAUGAUCUCAUUCACCUCCGAUCUCGCCGAGAAUGUUAGCGGCAAAGUCCGAGAGCUUGACGUAGCAAAAAACAGAGUUCAAAUAGCAAUCCAAAGAGUGAAUGACAUACUAGAUCUCAAGUUUUGCACCGACGGAGUCCAGACUGCCCUCCAGUCAGAGAAUUAUGAGAAGGCAGCGGGCCAUAUACACAGAUAUCUGAGCCUUGACGAGAAGGUGUUGAAACAGGUCAUCGCGGAUAAUAAAGAAGGCGGUGGAAUCGAUCUGUCCAUCGGCCUCCUCCACGAGGCCGAGCAGAACCUAAAGGCCUUAGUCCGGGAGAAGUUUGACUCGGCUAUCCAGAGUGGAGACAGGGGGUCCGUGGAGAGGUUCUUCAAGAUCUUCCCGCUCUUGGGGCUCCACGACGAGGGGCUGGAGAAAUUCUCAACGUACCUCAGGACACAGAUUGCUAAUAAGGCCAAGGAGAGUCUUACCCUGGCCCUCAGCAAGGACAGCACGGACCGACGGGCCAGUGUUGUCUACGCUGACACCAUCACCAUACUGUUUGAGGACAUCGGCAAGAGCGUGGAGAUCCAUCAGCCUCUCGUGGAGACAUAUUACGGUCCUGGCAGGUUAUUCACCCUCAUGCAGUCGCUGCAGCAAGAGUGCGACAUCCAAGCCAAGCAGAUCGUGGAGAGCUUCGUCCGUAACCGUGAGUUUGACACCAGGGCCCAGCAGGUGCAGCAGAGCUUACGAGGCUACAAAUCGUCCAACCCUAACGACAAACUAGACCCACGAGACUUAGACGUCAUGCUAGCAGAAUGCACCUUGCUGAACACAAGGACAGAGCUGUACCUGAGGUUCGUCAAGAGAAGAAUUAUUAGUGAUAUAGAAGUCUUGGAUGAAGACGUAGCUACAAAGCAAGCCAGACAAGCCGAGCUAGACAGGUUCUUGAUGAACUGCCAGCUCAGUAGACACAUGCAGGAGCUGAUCGGCAACUACAUCAUGAUGGAGGAAUAUUUCAUGCACGAGACAGUGACAAAGGCGGUCAGUUUAGACAGCUUAGACUCCGGGUCGCAAACGUCCAGCAUGGUUGAUGACAUUUUCUUCAUUGUCAAGAAAUGCACAAGGAGAGCAAUCUCCAGCGGCAGCACUGACUGCGCUUGUGCGAUGCUCAACCACACCAGCUCCCUACUGGAGGGCUCCUACCGCGACGUCCUGUACAACAAGCUCCGUGCCGGCUACCCCUCGGGCUCCUUUGACGUCAGCCAAGCCUACAGCAUGCUGCAGCAGGGCCGGUUUGCGACCUCCACGACAGACACCAAUGCAGCCAAGCUAGAGUUCCUGACAACAUUAAACAACACCGAGGUAAGCAUAGAGUACACACAAGCCCUCAAGAAGAGCCUCGGGGACGAGUGCUCCUCCAAGAAUCAACACCUCGCCGACAAGGAGAGAGAGAAACUGGAGAGCUGUCUGGCCGACCUGGGGAACGUCACGCACAAAUUCAAGGACGUCUUAGAGUACGGUCUGAGCCAGCUGAGCACCAGCGCCAUCAAGCCUCGCCUCAAGCCCUGGGUGGAUAACUUCCUCUCCACCAGCCACAACAUAUCCGAGGAGGAGUUCUCCAACUACGAGGCCAACGAUCCGUUCGUACAAGUAUUCAUCAUCAACCUGGAGCAACUCCUGAAUGAAUUCAAGGAUUUACUCACACCGGCAAAUUAUGACGCACUCGUUGGGUUACUCACAAACGAGGUCACAACUCAACUUGAGAAGGCAGUGCUCAAAUCAGUCUUCAACAGACUUGGCGGUUUACAGUACGACAAAGAGCUGCGUUCCUUAGUCGGUUAUCUUACCUCUGUAACUCAGUGGACCAUCCGAGAUAAGUUUGCCAGGCUCACCCAGAUGGCCACCAUCUUGAAUCUGGAAAGAGUAUCGGAAAUCCUUGAUUACUGGGGCUCCAACUCGGGACCUUUGACCUGGAGGUUGACCCCGGCAGAGGUCAGACAGGUGCUGUCUCUCAGAAUCGACUUUCGAACUGAGGACAUCAAGAGAUUGAAGCUCUGAACUUCCUGAAAUCCUUGCCGACAAAUGUCUCCACCUGUUUGCCACCUGUUUGACGUGGCUUCUUCCAAUAUAAUUCCUCUGCCUUGUGGAAGCGCCAUUGCACCAUUCCAAUUGGCCCAGAAUCACCUGACAUAUCACGGGACAAGUUGGAUAGAAUUGUCAGUUAUUGGACCCGAAUUCGUAGAAAUGUUUGCAUUAUUUAGAUUUUCUGGUUUACGUCUUGCAAUCUUGGGUUUUGUAUCUUGGUGCAACGUAGAAUGUUUUGUAUACUCAAAGAGAUUGCAUAGCAAAGCUUAAGAGGGUAGCAACUCCUAUGGACCCACAUUAUGAGUCAAUUUGUUCCACAUGGAUCCGGAUCAGUGAUCCCGAAGCUGGCUCGCACUCUCCAUUACGCAGUUUCUGCUGUCAGUGAACCAACGAGGGAUUUACUGAUCGUGAUUCUUAUCCGUGUGAAACAAACAACUCCCACAUCAGUCCGUCAAAAUGCACGCAAACAGAUUUUUGGGGUUUUUAAGUUUCCUUUCAAGAGCCCUCAUAUCAUUCGAGUGCCUUGUAUAAAUGCAAAGUUGUAUUUUGUAUUCACUUAGAAAUGUGUCAUAGGGUGCCAGACUUUCAUGUAGUACAUGCGUGAGUAUGCAUUAGACUGCAUUUUUUAUUUUAUUUGACACGGACAUUCCAGACCCUUGUAGUUUUAUAUUAAACCUGUGGCAAUGCAGAAACGAAUAUUCAGAAUGAAUACGUCUGCACUGGUCCACAUUUUUGGAACACAGCUUGAUGAUGUUCAUGAGUCCCGAGCUGUACCAAAAGAGGAUGCAAUUUUCCUAGCAGUGGAUGCUCCUUUGGUCAGAGCUGCACUUUGCCAGUCCAGAAACGACUAUGAAAGGCACACGUUACAAACGUGUCGCUUCCGUCAAAAUGAACACUCCCUGAGGGGGGAUGCUUCUGUUCAAGGCCGAUGGCCGGUAGCAUCUUUUGAGUAAAGACUGAAUAAUGUUGAGCAAGAUAUGCCGUGAAACUGAAUAGGGCAGACUGUUAUGCGUUAUUUUCACAGUAUUGAUCUGCUUUCAAUUUGAUUGCAUUUAAGCGGGUAGUUGGACUGGUUUGAGAUAACCUGGUACGUUUUUUGUUUACAUUGAAGGCAGGUGUGUUAGAAAAAGGCUUGUUCCACUCAAGUAACACUGACCCCAACACACAGCAUAACCAAGUUCAUGCUAGGACUGCGCUGAAAUCAAAGGUUAUGAUUUUUUGUAAAGUUUCGAAUCUUGGUGGAAGUUAUUAGCCAGCCCAAAGUUGCGCUCAGAGAAGUGGUUGGGAAAAGGGAGCUCUGCACUGAAGGAAAUUUUGUUGCUUUUUCCCUCAAACAUACUGCCGUGAAUUUCGUUCAGUUUAGUUAGCAACGUGCCAUUGACAUUAUAAAUGUCUGUUCGCUUAUCGCAAUUUCUAGAAAGAGAGGUUUCUUUUUCUUUCUUUUUUUUACAUUUUAAUUUUCUAUCGGGGUACUUACAGUUUAGCACCUUCUGUAAAUAACCUGUGUAUAAAUAAAUGAAUGGUUGAUAAAUGUACGUGUAUAUAAAUAAGAAUUGUACAGAUGGAGGAUUGGAAAGAUGACAUGAUUAAUCAUGUUUGUUGCUGCCAAAACGUUCUUUGAACAAAUAACAAUUCCAUCGUGACAUUCUGUGUAAUGCCUUGUUUGAUUGAAAAAAAAAGAGUUCGAAAUUUAACAUAUCUGUCAUGAGACCUGUGUGCAUAUACAGAGGAAUUUCAGAAUAAUCCCAAACCUGAUGUCAAAAGUUAUUUGGACUUUCACUAAUCCAAGUGAAAAGACAUAAAAUAAAUUACAAUAAUAA
Acanthaster planci (crown-of-thorns starfish) is the source of this 4182-nucleotide messenger RNA. It is a transcript of the gene cog4, whose product is annotated as component of oligomeric golgi complex 4. The record is from RefSeq and is a predicted model, not a curated record. Gene Ontology annotation, biological process: Golgi organization; retrograde vesicle-mediated transport, Golgi to endoplasmic reticulum. Gene Ontology annotation, cellular component: COG complex. Lineage: Eukaryota; Metazoa; Echinodermata; Asteroidea; Valvatida; Acanthasteridae.